Messenger RNA from Mercurialis annua (annual mercury), 2112 nucleotides. Its product is annotated as MACPF domain-containing protein NSL1. Bases 177 to 1994 code for a protein of 605 amino acids. The record is from RefSeq and is a predicted model, not a curated record. The transcript is spliced from 7 exons. NCBI's taxonomy places the organism in Eukaryota, Viridiplantae, Streptophyta, Magnoliopsida, Malpighiales, Euphorbiaceae. Gene Ontology annotation, biological process: plant-type hypersensitive response; regulation of salicylic acid mediated signaling pathway. Gene Ontology annotation, cellular component: plasma membrane.
UCAUAUUCAAUUAGAAACUCAAAGAAACAGUUAAACUGAAUCAAAGACCACUUCAACAUUCAACUCGAGAGUUCUUGUCGUCUCUUUUUAUUUUGAUUCAUUGACAUCUCCACCACAAAAAAGUCUCCAACUUUUGUUUUGGGUUUUUGUGGGUUCUUGAUUUUUUUCUUCAGAAGAUGGCUUUGAAUCGAAUCGACCCACAAUCUGCAGCUGAGAAAGCUGUUUCUGUUAUCGGGUUUGGUUAUGAUUUAACCCAUGAUUUAAGAUUAUCUACAUGUAAACCCGGUCCUUCUGGUUCUAAAUUAAUCGACAUCGACUCAGGUAUUACCCGAGACCUUGUUAUUCCGGGUGGGAUUGUUGUCAGAAAUGUUUAUAGUGGGAUUAAAUGUGAUAAAGGUGAACGAACCAGAUUCCGGUCCGAUGUUUUAUCUUUUAACCAGAUGUCGGAGAAGUUUAAUCAGGAUGUUGGUUUAUCGGGGAAAAUUCCGUCAGGAUUGUUUAAUAAUAUGUUCGACUUCAGGGGAUUAUGGCAGAAAGAUGCAGCUUCUGUGAAAAGUUUAGCUUAUGAUGGUUGGUUUAUAUCCUUAUAUAACAUUGAGUUAGAAAGAUCCAACAUUUCUUUGUCUGAACAGAUAAAACAGGAAGUUCCUACUUCAUGGGAUGCUGUUGCUCUUGCUGACUUCAUUGAGAAAUAUGGGACUCAUAUUGUUGUUGGAGUAAAGAUGGGAGGUAAGGAUGUAAUAAACAUAAAGCAGCUACAGAAGUCAAAUUUGCAGCCUCCUCAAGUGCAGAAAUUGUUAAAGAAAUUAGCUGAUGAGAGGUUUUCGGAAGAGGGAUAUGUUGCUGAAUUGCCAAGAAAAUCCAAGAAUGAACCUCCAAUGCCAUGGGAUCUCCGACAAGGAUUCACUUCAACUAGGCCGCCUGUUGUAACUCCCAUAAAGAACGAGGAUGUAAUGAGUAUUGCUGUUCGGAGAGGAGGCGUAGAUAUCGGCCAGAGUCAUAAUCAGUGGCUCUCAACUAUACUGCAAUCACCCUAUGUCAUUUCAAUGUCCUUUGUGCCUAUAACUUCUCUCUUGACUGGUGUCCGUGGCAACGGGUUUUUGAGUCAUGCCGUAAAUCUUUACCUUCGAUACAAACCACCUAUAGAGGAACUGCAACAGUUUUUAGAGUUUCAAUUGCCUCGACAAUGGGCUCCGGUCUAUGGGGAUUUGCCUCUCACUCUUAAGCGCAGAAAGCAAGCAUCCCCGUCUCUUCGAUUUUCCUUUAUGGGCCCGAAGCUGUACGUCAACACUGUGCAGGUUGAUUCCGGAAAUAGACCGGUGACAGGAAUCCGCUUAUACUUGGAAGGCAAGAGAAGUGACCAUCUGGCUAUUCAUAUUCAGCACCUGUCAACUCUUCCGAAUACUAUUCAACUCUCUGAUGACCAUAGCUACGAGCCUGUUGAUCAACCUCUAGAACGAGGUUAUUUCGAACCUGUCAAUUGGAGCAUUUUCUCGCAUGUUUGUACUGCUCCAGUGCAGUAUAAUGGAGCCCGCAUAGAUGACUCUGCUUCUAUAAUGACAAGGGUCUGGUUUGAGGUUAAGGUUAUUGGGAUGAAGAAAGUUCUGUUCUUGAGACUUGGGUUCUCAAUGGUCGCAUCGGCUCGGAUUCGCAGGUCAGAAUGGGAAGGACCGUCAAGUUUAUCACGCAAGUCAGGACUUUUUUCUGCGUUGAUCAGCACGAGAUUCAGUGCUGGACUGACACCGCUGCCUGAAAGUCCAGACAAAGUGGACCUAAAUUCUGCAAUUUAUCCUGGAGGUCCGCCCUUACCGACAAAGGCACCUAAAUUUUCAAACUUUGUCGACACAAAAGAAAUGGUUAGGGGUCCGGAGGACGCACCUGGAUAUUGGGUAGUCACUGGAGCCAAGCUUUGUGUAGAAAGUGGUAAAAUUUCAAUCAAAGUAAAGUAUUCAUUGUUAGCUAUAAUGUCAGAGGAAUCGAUGAUGUUGAUAUGAGGAGACUGAAACCAAAUAGUUCAUAUUCUGUUGUAAAUGGCAAAAGAUGUACAUUAUUGUUUGCUCAGAUUCAAUUUCUUACAGAAAUGAAAAUUUCAGUGGAAGCCUUUGCUUCAAA